Messenger RNA from Hippocampus comes (tiger tail seahorse), 1201 nucleotides. RefSeq names its product serine/threonine-protein kinase ULK4-like. NCBI's taxonomy places the organism in Eukaryota, Metazoa, Chordata, Actinopteri, Syngnathiformes, Syngnathidae. The record is from RefSeq and is a predicted model, not a curated record. The coding region runs from base 101 to 976 and encodes 291 amino acids. Gene Ontology annotation, biological process: protein phosphorylation. The transcript has 9 exons. Gene Ontology annotation, molecular function: ATP binding; protein kinase activity.
CAUAUCAAAGUCGUAGGUGUAUCCAUUGACAUUUGUCCAUGUUACUACUCUCUCACUCAGAUGUAAAUUUUUAAGUGGAAAGUAUAUCCGUGGUUCAAAGAUGGAGAACAUUAACCUGUAUGAGGAACUUGGAAGAGACUCUAUGGCUGUUGUCUAUAAAGGAAGAAGGAUGGGAACUCUGAACUAUGUAGCCCUCAAAUGCUGUGACAAAGCGAAAAGGCCCGAAAUUACCAACCAUGUCCGUCUAUGCCAAGAUCUGGAUCAUCCAAACAUUGUACGCUUUUAUGAGUGGUAUGAGACCAGAAAACACUUGUGGCUAGUAGUGGAGCUCUGCACAGGUGGUAGCUUGGAGUCCGUGAUUAUUCGGGAUGGAUGUCUGCCAGAAAAUGUUGUGAGGAAGUUCGGAUGGGAAUUGGUCAAAGGACUGAAGCACAUCCACAAGUUAGGAAUCAUUUUCUCUGACUUGACACCUGCUAAGAUCCUGCUGGAUAGUAGCGGCAUGGUAAAACUGGGUAAUUUCUGUUAUUCCAGGACAGAGACAGACACUCUUGAAGAUUUCUUUUCAUUGUGUUCUACAUAUGAAGAAAUGGGGAAAAGAAAAUUUGACAUUAGACACCAAGACAUCAAGAAAAGGUUUCAAGGCCAUCUAUUGUUAUCAGGCUCACCAACCUAUAUGGCUCCAGAGAUUCUCCAGGGAUCUGAAACUACCGCACUCUCCGAUCUCUGGGCUCUUGGUUGUGUUCUCUACUACAUGUACACUGGUAAACCACCAUUCUAUUCUAGUUGCUACAGUGAACUGAAGGAAAUGAUUGUGUGUCUGGAACCAUCAUCUCCGACACAGAAAGCGUCUCCAACAACUCCAAGUCAGGAUUUCCAAAAUCUUCUGAAAUGUUUACUCACCAAAAGCCCCGACAAGAGAAUAAACUUGCCAGAGUUACUGAAGCACGGCUUCUGGAUGCUGAAAGACAAGAAUUAGAGAAAGAAGAUGAUUGACAAGAGGACCAUCGUCCUGACUUCUUUAUUUAUUUAUUGGUUUGUUCUUGUUUUGUUAUGACAAAGUGGUACAACCCAACCUGCAUGGUUUUCUAAACUUAUAUCAUGAGAUUUGGUCAAUGUGGUUGUGUGUUGCUGCCUUUUUCUGAUGAACAUAAUUUAACUUCAGUUACACAAUGUUAGGAAAUAAAGGAGUACAAUAAAAGAA